Paramecium tetraurelia is the source of this 375-nucleotide messenger RNA. RefSeq lists its product as uncharacterized. NCBI's taxonomy places the organism in Eukaryota, Ciliophora, Oligohymenophorea, Peniculida, Parameciidae. The record is from RefSeq and is a predicted model, not a curated record. The transcript is spliced from 2 exons.
AUGAGUAUUUCAAAAGAUGAUGAAAAUUUCAUUCCAAAAAGGAUGGCAGUAGCAAUAGCAAUUUUAAUUAUGUUUUUAUUGCAUUACACAACUUUGUUUUUGAGUUCGUGCUUCAAUUUUAAAUAUAAAGGAGAAUACACAAGUAGAAGAGUCUUUUUGUAUGGGAUAUCAGGAUUGUUAAGUCUGAGCACAAUUUAGAGUAGUGUAUUCUCUACUGUGUUGGCUUGGUUGACUUUAGUGCCACUUUCAAUACUACACUUUAGUAAUUAUCCAAAGUUCAAGACACUGUAUUAAUUAUAAGAUUCAUUGUGGUUAACAUAUUACACAUUGUAAAUUACUUGGUAUUUGGGUAUUAUAAUAGAUUUUUACUCAUGA